CCUGGGACCAGUGCCCUCAUGAUCAGGGCCCAACAGCUGCCUGGAACACAGGCAUGGCCCCAGGUGCUGCUGCUGCUUCCUCCCCUGCACCCUGGGCACCCCAAGCCCUCGUAGCACGCAUUGCAAACACUGUCCCACCUAAAUAAAAGCUCAAUGCAGGCAUUGAAAGCCCAACAGUACGGGAAGUUUCUCCGUGCUUUCCUGUUUACCCCAGGACGUCCGCUCCCAGAGCUCUGUCCCAGGAUCCCGCAGCAAGAUGGAGUAAGGCAGGGAGGGGUCAGACCAGCACCCCGACCCCGCAGCGUUACCCCAUUUCAGUGCUGCAGCCUGGGUGACAGCUCCUGGGGCCAAGGGCUGGGCGGCUGCCAGCAGCUUUGGCUUCCACCCACCAGUGCCAGCAGCCGGACCCGGAGCCUCACCCGCAGCUGGAUCCCUGCAGGCGGCUCCUCUGGAGGCUCCGCUUCCUCCAGGCAGGAAUUCUGCUCUGCCAUCGCCCCGGACAGGGAAGGGGAGGGACUCCUGGCCUGGAGCAGCAGGGAGGAGGAAGGCUCCAAACCGACGUCCUGCCUCGGUUCUGCGUUGGCCGUCAGCCGUGCCGGAGACGGACGCAGUGCCAGGCUGGGGGCAGCGGGUCACAGCCGGAGCCGGGGGGGAUUUGGUUUCUGGAGCAAAUGACGAGAAGAUUCCUCUUUGCAAUCUGCUGCUUCGGGGAAGGUUUGCCAGCAUGCACCAGCAAGGCGGGGAAAGGAAAGAAGGGAAGCCAGAGCUGCCAGCAGCAACGGGAGAUGAAAGCCAAGGCACGGACAGAGUGUGGGCAUGGGCAGCGGUGCUGCACUUCUUCCUGGUCAAUGUGUUCGUGAUGGGAAUGCUCAAAACCUUUGGCAUUUUCUUCGUGGCAUUCCAGGAGGAGGUGGGGGGCUCCUCGGAGCAGGUCAGCUGGAUCGGCUCCAUCAUGUCCUCGCUGCGCUUCCUGGGAGCCCCGCUGGUGGCCGUGGUCUGCAGGCGGCUGGGCGAGCGGCCGACCUCCAUCCUCGGGGCCGGGCUGGUCAGUGGGGGCUGCCUGCUCAGCACACAGGCCACCAGUGUCCCCUUCCUCUGUGUCUCCAUGGGACUUCUGCUGGGCAUGGGCUUCUGCUGCCUGUACCAGGCGGCGGCGGUGAUGACGGCCAAGCGCUGCAGGACCCGGCUGGCUUUCUCCAACGCCAUUGCCCGCUCGGGGAUGGGCCUCACCUUCCUGACUGCGCCCUUCACGCAGCUGCUCAUUGACACCUAUGGGUGGCAGGGUACUCUCCUGCUUUUCAGCGGCAUCAUGCUGAACCUCGUGCCUUCCAGCAUGCUGCUGCGCCCCAUCCGCACCCAGCUGCCCCCGCGCUCCCCGGCAAGCAAUGAGGACGGGUGCUCGGUGCCCAAAGGAGAGGCAGGAGCCCUCGGAGGACGCCUCGAGGAAGCCACCACCGGGGCAGCACAGCCACGCAGCGCUCAGGACCUUCCCAGCACCGAGCCACCCGCAGAGCCCUGCAGCAGCGCCAGCUCUGCUGCAAUAACCCCAGCAACGCCAGGGGAAGCCCCCAGCCAGGCCACGAGGAGCUGCAGAUCCCCCCCCGUGCCCGAAAAGGAGAAGCCGCAGCCUCUCGUCGACUUCUCCCCCCUGAAGGAUCCCCUCUUCUGCAUUUUCACCUGGUCCUUUCUGUUCAGCCACCUGGCCUACUUCGUGCCCAUCUUCCACCUGGUGGCCAGAGCCAGGACGCUGGGCAUAAGCAGCAUGGAUGCCUCCUACCUCAUCUCCGUGGCCGGCAUCACCGAGACGGGCAGCCAGCUGCUCUCGGGGUGGAUCGCCGACCAGAACUGGACCAAGAAGUACCACUACCACGUGGCUUACCUGGUGCUGUGCGGCGUGGCCAACCUGCUCUGCCCCCUGGCCACCACGUUCCCUCUGCUCAUGACCUACGCUGUGGCCUUCGCCGUCUUCUGCGGCGGAUUCCUGGCUCUGGUGCUCCCCGUGCUGGUGGACCUCGUCGGUGUGCCAAAACUCCACAGCUACUUGGGCUUCGCUUCCUUCUUUGCUGGGAUAGCAGCUGUUGGAGGACCUCCUCUAGCAGGGUGGCUGUAUGACUACACGCAGACUUACGCCUGCUCCUUCCUCUUGGCCGGGGCCUGCGCUCUCCUCUCUCCCGUCUCCUUCCUCUUGGAGCCGCUGGCCCAGAAGUGGAAGCUGCAGAAAAACCAACGUCCCCACGCAGGGUGAAGCUGUCCUGCUCGGGAAAGGAUCGGCUUCGGAUCCAGGCGCCUGCCAGCACGGACCUGCAACGUCAAAGCAGGAGCUGUUCCGUGUUACACCCACAGCCAGCACAUCCAGAUGUGUGAUUAAAGCCACCGAAACGCA
Numida meleagris (helmeted guineafowl) is the source of this 2383-nucleotide messenger RNA. It is a transcript of the gene SLC16A4, whose product is annotated as solute carrier family 16 member 4. Bases 725 to 2245 code for a protein of 506 amino acids. The record is from RefSeq and is a predicted model, not a curated record. The transcript has 9 exons. Gene Ontology annotation, biological process: transmembrane transport; monocarboxylic acid transport. Gene Ontology annotation, molecular function: monocarboxylic acid transmembrane transporter activity. NCBI's taxonomy places the organism in Eukaryota, Metazoa, Chordata, Aves, Galliformes, Numididae.